This is a messenger RNA of Micropterus salmoides (largemouth bass), 3689 nucleotides long. RefSeq names its product solute carrier family 26 member 1 (gene slc26a1). Gene Ontology annotation, molecular function: chloride transmembrane transporter activity; secondary active sulfate transmembrane transporter activity; bicarbonate transmembrane transporter activity. The coding region runs from base 865 to 3012 and encodes 715 amino acids. NCBI's taxonomy places the organism in Eukaryota, Metazoa, Chordata, Actinopteri, Centrarchiformes, Centrarchidae. Gene Ontology annotation, biological process: transmembrane transport. Gene Ontology annotation, cellular component: membrane. The record is from RefSeq and is a predicted model, not a curated record. The transcript is spliced from 8 exons.
GGAGGAUGUAGUGAAGGGCCAUGUUUACUGCAUCAUCUGCAGACCUGUUGGCUCUGUAGUCGAACUGCAGGGGGUCCAGGAGUGAGUCUGUGAUUGAUUUAAGGUGGGUGCACCUGGAUGGUAGGUGCACCUGGAUGAUGUAAAUAUGGUAAUAUACAUUUUAAGAAUUAAGAUCAAUAAAAUUGCACAUGUUAACACAGAAUUGCAGACAUAGUUUCUUGUAACUAGUUUAAGCAGCAGUUCGAUUUUGCGUCUUGACCAUAACACUGACGCUUAUGAGUUUGAUUGUAAAAGACAGUAAUCACACUGUUUCAACAUGUCACUAGGAUGCUUCAGUACUUGUUAUAGACAGCAGCUGUGACGGUUUGGGGUUUUUGUAUUUUCCUGUUUCCUGUGCUUCCUGUUUUAUUUUGAAGGCUCCCGUCUGUCAUUGUUUUCUUGCCUAGCUUUGUUUCCUGUCUGUGUCUUCCCUUCGAUUACCUGGAGCGUCUGACCUGUUUGUACCCUCCCUGUUCGUGUGUUUGUCUGUAUUUAUUGUCCUCAUUUCUGUUCAAUCUUUGUCAGCUGUGAUCAUGUAAUGGCAUGUGUUUCCCUGCUCUGUUCAUCUGCCUGCAGCCUUUCAUUCACUGUCUGUAUGUUCGUGGAGUCAUACUCAUCCCUGUUUGGAUAUUUGUUUGUUCUGUGUUUUUUGGAUUUGGACUUUACAUUUGCUUUUUGGAUUUUUGUUUCUGUUUGGAGUCACAGUUUUAAGUUGGAUUAUGACAUUUUGAGUUCUGGGCAUUUCCAAAGAGCACUGCUGAUUGCAUUAUCCACUCCCCCUACCUCUUCCUCUCACCGUGCUGCUUCCUUGUCCUACCUGAGACCAUGGAGGAGGCCACCAAGGUUACAGAAACCCCAUGGGCCCCCCCCCCUCUCCUGGAACGGCAGGUUCGCCAGCGACAGCCCACAGUUUCAGUCCUCAAAUCCAAGCUGAAGCAGAGUGUGACCUGCUCCGUGCCCAAAGUCCGAUCCACCCUGACUGGGUUCUUCCCUGUGGUACACUGGCUGCCUAAAUACAAGCUCCGAGAAUACAUCUGGGGCGAUGCUAUGUCCGGGGUGAUCGUUGGUAUUGUCUUGAUACCGCAGGCCAUCGCCUACUGCCUGCUGGCAGGAGUGCAGCCCAUCUAUGGUUUAUACACCUCAUUUUACGCCAACAUCAUAUACUUCCUCAUGGGGACGUCGAGACAUGUCUCUGUGGGGAUCUUCAGCCUCAUGAGCCUUAUGGUUGGACAGGUGGUGGAUAAGGAGAUGUUCCUGGCGGGUUUUGACCUCAAUGAAGAUUCCAAAACAUCUGGACCGGAUGUGUUUAAUGCCACAUUGGACACUAAUCUCACAGCGGGUAAACUUCACAGUGUGGAGCUAAUGGGUCUGCAGUGCGGGAGGGAGUGUUACUCCAUUAGCGUUGCUGCUGCCCUCACAUUCCUGGCAGGCCUCUACCAGGUGCUCAUGGCUGUGUUUCGGCUAGGCUUCGUCUCUGUGUACCUUUCUGCUCCUAUGCUAGAUGGUUUUGCCACAGGAGCCUCUUUCACCAUUCUGACCGUGCAGGCUAAAUACCUUUUGGGUCUAAAGAUUCCCCGUCACCAGGGCUAUGGCACAGUUGUUGUUACCUGGAUCAACAUUUUCGCAAACAUUCAGAAGACCAACUUGUGUGACCUCAUCACUAGCGCCAUCUGUAUCUCUAUUUUAGUGGCAGGGAAAGAGAUCCAGGAGCGCUACAAGGAUCGUCUAAAGAUCCCCCUGCCAACUGAGCUGAUAGUAGUGGCAGGAGCGACACUUGCCAGCCAUUUCGGGGAACUUAACAGCCGUUACAGCUCCAGCAUUUCCGGUCACAUCCCCACAGGGUUCAUUCCUCCCCAGGUGCCCAGUUUAAGUCUGAUGCCACGGGUGGCACUGGAUGCCAUUCCUCUGGCUGUCAUUAGUUUUGCCUUCACGGUGUCUCUGUCUGAGAUGUUUGCUAAGAAAAAUGGCUACACAGUUCGUCCCAACCAAGAGAUGCUGGCCAUUGGCUUCUGUAACAUCAUCCCAUCCUUCUUCCACUGUAUGACGACCAGCGCAGCACUGGCAAAAACCUUGGUGAAGGACUCAACAGGCUGCCAGACUCAGCUAUCGAGUCUGAUCAGCGCCCUGGUCGUCCUUCUCGUUCUCCUCUUCUUUGCACCGUUCUUCUAUGCUCUCCAGAAGUGUGUUCUUGCCUGUAUCAUCAUUGUCAGCCUUCGGGGGGCACUGAGGAAGUUCAAGGACAUCCCGGAGAAGUGGCGUACCAGCCGGAAUGACGCCAUUGUUUGGCUGGUCACCAUGUCAGCCACGGCUCUGAUCAGUGUAGAGCUGGGCCUCCUGGUUGGAAUAGUUUUUUCCAUGAUCUGCAUCAUCUUCAAGACCCAGAACCCUAAGGUCUCUCUCCUGGGCCGUGCCAGUGACACUGAUCUUUAUGAGGACAUGGAUGAGUACAAGAACCUCAUGCCACCACCUCGGGUUCACGUCUUCCGCUUCCAGGCUCCCCUGUACUACGCCAACAAUGACUCAUUUCUCAAAUCUCUCUACAAAGCUGUCGGUGUUGAACCUUUCUUGGAGAUGACUAAGAGGAGAAAGGCUGAGAAGAAGGCCAAAGACAUGUCCAUGAAGCAGGCAAAGGCAAAUGGAGAUAAAAACAACAGACAGGUUGUUAUUGGACUGAUCAAAAGAGAACUGGAUUUCCACACGAUAGUUUUAGACUGCUCUGCCAUCCCGUUCAUAGACUCAACAGGCAUGGCCACAUUUAAAGGGCUGGUCAAGGAAUACAAAGAGAUCAGGGUGAGUGUUCUCCUAGCCAACUGUAACACCUCAGUCAUUGAUACCCUGCAGAAGGGACAAUUCUUUGGGAAGAAUGACAAAGACAUGAGCAGCCUGCUGUUUCAUACAGUUCAUGCUGCCGUUCUUCAUGCAAAUAGUCCAUUUGCAGCAGCAGAAAGCAUGUCAGAAAACUCUCUGGUGUAGAGCAGCUGGAUGAAGAAUGUACUAUAGAUAAUGCUGUGGUGUGUUCUAUUUCUUUUGCUUUUCUUUGUAAACCUGAAAGUAAAAUUAGGUGUGCUGUCUUGAAAUCUACAAUACUGCAUUAGGUAGCUUUGAGGAUGCCUUUUAGGAAGCUUUGUCCAUGAAAACAUGGGUGUACCAAGAGGAUCUAAUUAAGAAGAGUAUCCUAUCAAGUAAUUUGCUGAUGGUUUGCACCCUUAAAAAAAAAAGACCAUAGCGAGCAUUCUUUAAAGCAGUUUUCCAGGAUUUUUUAAAACUGGUGCCAACUAGAGAAAGUGAGAAGCCUUCAAAAACCAGGAUCCAUUGCUCACAGUCCCUUCCAAGACCCCUCUCAGGCCACUCCUUCAUGUGUACAGAAGCUGUAGAGGCAUACAUGGCCUUAGGCCCCAUCCACACUACUGUGUUUUCAAAUUAAAACUGAGACCUUUUGCUACGUUUGCACCUCCCGUCCAGACUACAAUGGCGAAAACGAAGACCUAAAACUGAGAAUUUUGGAAAUGCUGUUGACCCCCUUUUGCGUUUUAGUGAAGACGGGCCAAAACGGAGGACUUUAGAAACGAUGGCGCAGCCGCUCACGCUCGGCUCUCUGAUUGGGUCUCAUAAGUCAUGUAAAGCAGAAACACGAUGCUACUGCCCAGGUU